CCUUUUGAAAAAUUGAUGAAGGCACGAAAAGGGGACAAGGUCACGAAAAAAGGUCUUAGUGUGAUAGCGCCAUUUUUUCCACUUUCAGUUUAUGCCCAUUUUGCAGGGCUUCCAACAGCAAAAUGUUGGGACAGAGCAUUCAGAGAUUCACAACCUCUGUUGCCCGUAGGAGCCACUAUAAGGAAGGUCCAGGGAAGAAUUUGCCAUUUCUGGUGAAAAACAAGUGGUGGUUACUAGCUAUGAUGACUUUGUAUUUUGGAUCUGUAUUUGCUGCACCAUUCCUUAUUGUAAGACACCAACUGCUUAAAAAAUAAGGAUGUUUUAGUUAAUCCAUGAAACAGAUAUGAAGAGGAGCAUUUUAAGAGGUGCAGCUUCUUUGAAAAAUGGAUCAAGCUGUUGAACUCGACAUACUAGUGUGUUUGUAAAUAAACUUAUGGCAUGAAUCCUUAAUGCCUCUUCUC
Phyllostomus discolor (pale spear-nosed bat) is the source of this 461-nucleotide messenger RNA. RefSeq names its product cytochrome c oxidase subunit 7C, mitochondrial-like. The record is from RefSeq and is a predicted model, not a curated record. Lineage: Eukaryota; Metazoa; Chordata; Mammalia; Chiroptera; Phyllostomidae. Gene Ontology annotation, biological process: mitochondrial electron transport, cytochrome c to oxygen. Bases 123 to 314 code for a protein of 63 amino acids. The transcript has a single exon.